GGAUUGAUUGUUUAUGAAGGAAGAAAGGUUCAGUGGGAUCUAUGUUUAUGGCAGGGGGGAAAAGAGGGGGGUCCCUUCCUUCGUCCCCUCUUUCCUUUAUUCCUUUGUUUUUUCUCUUCUCCCAUCUCCUUGCAGGACCCUUUGCUACAGGAUCCUUCUUUUCCCUUGAUCCCGAUCUUUCCUCAUCACCACAAUGGACCCCACCAGUAAUAGUCCUCAUUCCAACCACUCAAGCUAUCAACGCGUUCCCUCGCUCACCUCCGGUCUCAUCAGCGAAGACACUAUCAUCUCCCCUGGCCCCUCGGAGCCCCUCCGGAGCAACCGCAAGCACUCCCAAUACGAUGACGAUGACCAAGAAGGAAACCCCGUCUCUUCCAUGCCCCUCCACGACGAAAUUCCCUAUGGUCCACAGCCACCGGUCCUUCACACCACGGCCACCUUCACUUUCACACACCCUCUGAAGCCCAUCCUCCUCCUCCUCUUCUUACGCCCACAACCACAGCCUUUCGCCCGCCACAGCCCCCUCCUCUCCCUCCGGCCGCUCAUCCAAGCAGCACUCCCUCUUCUUCAAAUCCCUUCUCUCCUCAAUUUUCACUUUCUUCCUCAUCUUCUACGUCACAGGGGCGGCCCUCCACACGGCCGCUGCAUUCUUUAAAAACGUCGUCUCCAUCUUCUUGGAUUUACACUCCCAAGGCAUCGGUCUCUCGACCCACGCACCCACUGCUGGUGAUGGCCUC
Messenger RNA from Gamsiella multidivaricata, 737 nucleotides. RefSeq lists its product as uncharacterized. The record is from RefSeq and is a predicted model, not a curated record. NCBI's taxonomy places the organism in Eukaryota, Fungi, Mortierellomycota, Mortierellomycetes, Mortierellales, Mortierellaceae. Bases 194 to 655 code for a protein of 153 amino acids. The transcript is spliced from 3 exons.